Durio zibethinus is the source of this 3035-nucleotide messenger RNA. RefSeq names its product L-type lectin-domain containing receptor kinase IX.1-like. The record is from RefSeq and is a predicted model, not a curated record. Gene Ontology annotation, biological process: protein phosphorylation. Gene Ontology annotation, molecular function: carbohydrate binding; protein kinase activity; ATP binding. NCBI's taxonomy places the organism in Eukaryota, Viridiplantae, Streptophyta, Magnoliopsida, Malvales, Malvaceae.
GCCAACUCUAUUAGGUUAAAGGAAAAUUAAGAUGAUCUCUUCUAACGUUUUCUUUAUUAUCAUUUCUUUAUUCUAGUUGAUCUGUCUUAACUCUCAACCGCCUCAGCUGAUGAUCCAAUCAUGUUAAAACAUAGGAGGAAAAUCGAUGCCACCUUUUGGAAUUUUAUAGUUUCGUCAGAAGUUGCAUAUUUUAUAUGUAAUUUGAAAUCCUGGAAGCAAGAAGUUUCAAAUAUAUAUUUCCUUUUUGGAAGAUAGAUCUUUGAUAAUUGGUUUAUUUUAUAUCCCAUUCCAAUGUUCAGUCGGCAAUAGGUUCACAAAUGCAGCUUUUCUAUAUGUAUGGUUCAGGGAAAUGGGUCCCUUUCAGUUAAGCUUCCUUGGUACAUAGACUAAAGCUGGUAGUUGAAACUUUAGCAUCAAGUUAACUAUUACUUCACUUGCGGUAUAGGUCAUGUUCUCUAUUAUAUGGUGCUUGUCUUCAUAUCUUCCUUGCUGCUUCCUUGCGAUGGAAACUGGGUUCUACAACUUACUUAAAUUAUGGCUUCUGUUUUCAUUUCUUUUUACUUUUCCCUCAGCCAAUUCAAUAGACUUCCAAAUGCCUCGCUUUGACUCAAAUGCAAAUAACAUUCUCUAUCAGGGUGAUGCAAAACCCUCUGUUGGAGCCAUUGAGUUUAACCUUUACAAUUAUCUAUGCCGCGUUGGAUGGGCAACAUAUGCUGAGAAGGUGCCACUUUGGGACUCAAGCACAGGAAGACUCUCUGACUUCAAUACCCACUUCUCCUUUGUUAUUGAUCUCCAAGGACGUUCACGUUAUGGUCAUGGAAUUGCUUUUUUUCUUGCUCCUGUUGGGUCUCAAAUCCCACCAAAUUCAGCUGGUGGCUUUUUGGGGCUAUUUAACACAACAACCAGUGAUUCAUCUCAGAACCAAAUUGUUCUUGUGGAGUUUGACACAUUUGAAAAUCCUGAAUGGGAUCCACCUGGAGUUGGUAGUCAUGUGGGGAUCAACAAUAACUCAAUAUUUUCAGCAAACUAUGUCAGAUGGAAUGCUAGCUUUCAUAGUGGUGAUACUGCAGAUGUAGUCAUUAACUACAAUGCUACUACCAAGAACUUAAGUGUGUCUUGGAGCUAUCAGACAACCAAUAAUCCCCAGGAGAAUUCAAGUCUUUCUUAUCAAAUAGAUCUGAUGAAGGUUUUACCUGAGUGGGUUAUGGUUGGGUUUUCAGCUGCUACAGGUCGGUAUGUAGAGCGGCAUACACUGCAAUCUUGGGAGUUUAAUUCAAAUUUAAUUGUGAAAGAGGAAACAAGGGGCAACACUGCAAGAAAUACCAAAAUAGUUCUAGGAGUCAUAGUUCCUGUCGGUGUUCUGAUAGCUGGGACAGUUUUAGCAUUUAUGAUUUGGUGGCGGCAGAAGCAUGUGAAAAGAAGAACACAAGAGACAACAAACUUGACAUCAAUGAAUGAAGAUCUUGAAAGAGGAGCCGGACCUAGAAGGUUUUCUUAUACUGAUCUUGCCACUGCUACCAAUAACUUCUCAGAACAGGGAAAGUUGGGUGAAGGAGGAUUUGGUGCAGUUUAUAGGGGUUACCUACCUGAUUUGGAAAUGGCGGUUGCUGUUAAAAGGAUUUCAAGCGGGUCCAAGCAAGGGAAAAAGGAGUAUAUAACUGAAGUGAAGGUCAUUAGCCAGUUAAGACACCGGAAUCUGGUGCAACUUAUUGGUUGGUGCCAUGAUAGAAAUGAUUUCCUACUUGUUUAUGAGUUCAUGCCAAAUGGUAGCCUUGAUUCCCAUCUCUUUGGCAGAAGAAGUCCACUUACUUGGCCUAUAAGGUACAAAAUAUCUCUUGGAUUGGCAUCUGCAGUUCUCUACCUUCAUGAAGAUUGGGAGCAGUGUGUGGUGCAUCGAGAUGUUAAAUCAAGCAAUGUAAUGCUUGAUUCUAGUUUCAGCGCCAAACUUGGUGACUUUGGAUUGGCUAAACUCAUGGACCUCGAGCUAGAUCCAAAAACAACAGGGUUGGCAGGAACUUUAGGCUACUUGGCUCCGGAGUACAUAAGCACAGGUAGGGCUAGUAAGGAGUCCGAUGUUUUUAGCUUUGGAGUGGUCAUUUUAGAAAUUGCAACCGGAAGAAAAUCUGUUGAUCCUGGAGGAACAUCUGAUAUGGGAUUGGUAGAGUGGAGUUGGGAUCUUUAUGGGAAAGGAGAGCUACUUUUGGCAGUGGACAAGAAGUUGAACAAGGAGUUUGAUGAAAAACAAGCAGAGUGUUUGAUGAUUGUUGGACUGUGGUGUGCUCACCCUGAUUGUAAUUCAAGGCCUUCAAUCAGGCAAGCAAUUCAAGUUCUUAAUUUUGAUUCAGAGACGCCAAAUCUUCCAGUCAAGAUGCCCGUUCCUAUGUAUCAUGUUCCUUUACCAUCAGUGAACUCUGAGGAACCUUUAAUAACUUAUUCGAGCAUGAAAGUGGGUCGUUAGACGUGAUUUGCCUUCUCUGUAAAGUUCAACUUUCUUAUUUUUGUUCUUUCUAUAAAUUCACUAUUGAAUAUUUGACAUUAAGUUGAUGUAUAAAUAAAACUUAUACAGUUAUUCAGAGGAAUUUAGUUCGAUUAUGGUGUUGCUUAACCAUUUCCUGUACUAUCACAAAGACAGACUAAAAUUUUUGCACUGAAUGUCUGCGGUUAACUUUGGUUUAUAUGUUGAAUUCUUGGCAAGAAGAAAAAGAAGCUGAUUACUAAGUAUUAGCCAAUAGCCGAUUACAGGUUCAUGGUCCGUUGGAACAAAGCAGACUCUGCUGCAGGCUCUCUCGAUUGAGGCAUAUAUUUGCAUACAUGUGCCUGAGUUGAUUCAGAAACAUGGUAAACAGGUUUGGAUCCCAGUGUUAGUUUUAUUCUUUGAAUUAAUCUCUCUUUCCCUGCUCAUCAAGGUAUAUAGUUAUGGUUACAAACUAUCAUCAAGAAUCCAUCCAAACAUUAACUUAUUCAUCAGCAACAAUAAAAUAUUGCCAAGUAGUUGUCUUGUCCCCAUAAAGUUAUGCUUCAAGUUAAUUCUAUAA